CCAUCUCAUGGCAUCAUGACCUUUGACCUAAAAGGGUGAGCGUGGCGCCAUAUUGUAUGUGACUUCUUCAGGAUAGUUCAUUUUAUCUGGAGAUAGAAGAGCGCGGUCACGGUCAGACCAACCACGUGAUACCGCCAAGUCAAACGCCAAUCAUGGCCCAAAUUUCGGACCUUUAUGAUAACGCCAGACUGCCUAACUGGCCACAGCGGCUUCUGCUUUUGCCGUACUUUCCCAUCGGCCUGGCACUAGCUCUCGUGCGCAUCUUCGUUGGACUUCAUGUCUUCCUCAUCUCCUGCCUCCUGCCCAGGAAUUCUGUUCUCACAAGGGUAGUCCUUAAGACGAUGUGUGCUGUGUUGGGUAUAGUUGUCUCAUCGGAUGGACCAGACCACGAGCACAACAGGCCAAGGCUGCUUAUAGCCAAUCAUGUGACAGAACUGGACUACACAGCUGUAAACCUUGUACUUCCAUGUGUCAUGCCAUGUAGUGAGAAUCUGCCAAGAUGGUUGUCCUGGAUGUUGGGGCAGAAACAUAGGGGUGAGACCAGGACUCAGCUGUCCCAGGAUGCACAGCAGCACCUCAGCCAGGAAACACUACCUCUCAUGUUCCAACCUGAGGAAGUGUGUACCAAUAGUCAGAAAGGCCUGCUCAAGUUUAGUUCAUUACCAUUUUCAUUGGAUCAUCCAACUGUCCAGCCCAUUGCCAUCUCUGUCAGCCGGCCUCUCUUCAGUAUUGGUGUGUGCCUACCUGGGUCGUCUUGGUGGGCUGAUUUGUUUUGGUUUCUCUUCACACCUGCUACAGUAUUCACACUCAGGUUCUUGCCAUCUGUACAUCGGGAAGAAGACUCAGCAGAAGAAUUUGGCAGAAAAACACAGAAGAUUCUAGCAGCACAUCUUGGAGUUGAAGCCACAAACAUCACAAAAGCUGAUGUGCUGGAACACCUCAAGAGGAUGUCACAUAUGCCACAACCAGAAGCUGCUCCUGUUAGCACACAAACCACCAGAAGCCCUGGAGCCCGUCCUAAACAACCCGCCCCGACUAGUACAGGAGACAGAACACCUAGAACAGGCAAUGUGGUAUCCACUAGGAACUCAGGUGAAAGGAAGCUUCAGGUGAUGGUGAGCCAGGUGAGAGAAGUGCUGCCCCAGGUGCCAGAAGACAUUGUGAGAAGGGACCUGAGUAAGUUGAAACUGUCUCCUCAUUGA
Messenger RNA from Branchiostoma floridae (Florida lancelet), 1202 nucleotides. RefSeq names its product ancient ubiquitous protein 1-like. Lineage: Eukaryota; Metazoa; Chordata; Leptocardii; Amphioxiformes; Branchiostomatidae. Bases 153 to 1202 code for a protein of 349 amino acids. The record is from RefSeq and is a predicted model, not a curated record. Gene Ontology annotation, cellular component: membrane. Gene Ontology annotation, molecular function: acyltransferase activity. The transcript is spliced from 10 exons.